AUGGCUAAUAGAUUGGGGAAGGUUUUGAUCAGUAUUAUCCAUAGCAGUCAAGAUGCUUUUGUGCCAGGAAAGAACAUACAUGACCAUAUCCUCAUCGCAUAUGAGUUGAUAAGAGGCUACAGUGCAACAAAUGGUGCCACUAAGUGUAUGCUCCAGAUGGAUUUGCAAAAAGCAUAUGACACAGUUGAGUGGAUAGCUUUGGAGAACAUAUUGAAGGAGCUCAACUUUCCUCAAAAGUUCAUCAAUUGGAUAAUGAUCACUAUCAAAGCAGUCUCUUAUAAGUUUCAAUUGAAUGACUCAUAUACUCAAUUGGUGGAUGCUAAUAGAGGCUUUAGGCAAGGGGGCCAUUUGUCUCCCUUAUUGUUUGUGACAGUCAUGAAGUAUUUUGAUAGACUUCUUCAAAAGCUAAAAGGAAAACCCAACCUCAAUUAUCAUUCAAAAUGUGAGAAGAUGGAUAUUAUAAACUUCAGCUUUGCUGAUGAUUUGCAAUUGUUUGCUAGAGGAGACUCUCAAUAUGUGGAAAUGUUGAUGGUUGUGUAUGAAGAGUUCUCUAAAUCCACAUAUUUGAGGAUAAAUCCAACCAAGUGA
Messenger RNA from Lathyrus sativus (Indian pea), 588 nucleotides. Lineage: Eukaryota; Viridiplantae; Streptophyta; Magnoliopsida; Fabales; Fabaceae. The record is from the annotation of a GenBank genome assembly.